Molecule: messenger RNA, 3318 nt
Organism: Truncatella angustata
Lineage: Eukaryota; Fungi; Ascomycota; Sordariomycetes; Amphisphaeriales; Sporocadaceae
Product: exocyst complex component Sec10-like protein
Exons: 1
Coding region: 186-2897 (903 amino acids)
Biological process (GO): Golgi to plasma membrane transport; exocytosis
Cellular component (GO): exocyst; cytoplasm
Molecular function (GO): protein binding
Source: RefSeq, a predicted model, not a curated record
CUUCCCGUGGAUGUGACGAGUGCGGCUCUGCGGAGUCAAACAAUAAUAAGCUUAACCACUUCCAUUGGCCGAUGGCGGCAAUUCGUCUGCCUUGCCGUUGAUUUGAUCUCGAGCACUCUCCAAGAGUUGCUUUUCGCAAGCCCAAACCGACCCAUCCCGGGAAGACCCCCCCGCAGUUGCCCGUCAUGUCGAAUUUCAGGCGAGCUCCUCAGGGCAGCAUCUUGAGCGCCCUGCAGGCGACGACCAUGUUGGACUCGAAGCCGGUGCUGCCCGCCGAGAUACUGGCCACCAUAUUGGACUACCUGCCAGUGGCGGAUCUUAUCCGCUUUGCACGAACCUCCAGGCGCAUGCGGGAAAUGGUAUAUGACGACACAAGAUGGGUUCCACGAUUGAAGAGCAUGGGAUUGUGGAACGAGGCCGAAGCGAGGCAGAGAUUCGAAGACGCCAUGAAGCGGAGACGGGAAACGAUAAACGGCGGCGCAGGCCCCAAUGCAACAGCAGCACAGAACGAAGCGAAUACCACCAUCUUCGACGCAGCGGUAGAGGUCGAGCGACGGGAGAAGGCAGCGGAGGAAGCGGCGAGGACUCCCGUGACCACUUCCCCACGAGUCGACGGCUUCGAGACGCUCUCCCUGAACGGCGCACAGUCAAAGUCACCAUAUGAAGACCCAGAGGCGCUGCUAGGAGUAUUGAAAUCUGUUAAGAGUAUACGAGGUCAUGCCCGGCAUGAAUAUGGCAGGGUAUAUGGCGCGUUGGGUCCAUUCUAUUUUGACCUCGUCAAUGCGAGAAGUCAUACAGAGCCCAUCGUCUUUCAAGUGUUUCGGGACCCAGAGCGCCAGGCCCAAAUGCUGAACAGCCUGUCCACCUUUGCCAAGAGCGACUGGGCACAAGGAUGGCAUGAGCGUGAGGAGAAAUUGUCCGGUAUGGCCAGUGUCUUCGAGAGCGCCGUCUUGCGGGAGUUCGAACAAGGGUAUGAGUUCUGGGACGUUGAAGGGCGAAUGAAGAGAUACGCUCACGUCCUCCACUUUCUAAACGGCGGUCACGCUGCCAUGGAACUUUUCGUCUCAAAACACCCGCUGUUGAACGAUCGAGAGCUCCUGGCCAAUUCUCUUGACUGCAUCGGUCAUGCGUCUGUGGAGGAAAUCACACUUGAACCUUCACGGCAGUUUUUUGAGGCAUUGGCCAGGAAAGCCAACGAGCAAACAGCCGUUGUCAAACAGAUUUUUCCAAAUCCAACUGAAGUGUUCUGGCUCUUGAUGGACAAGCUUCGUGAAGAUGUCGUCACCGAGUACUGCAACUCUCUGCUCGAUGAGCUGCACAGAAGGAACAAAGCGUCCUACUUAAAGGCUGUCUCGGGGUUGUUCGAGCAAUGCUUAGCAUUUGCCCGAUCAUUACGCCCUCCUUCGGGAUCGGCGGAAGAGCUCGAACAGCACGCAAAAGAAAUCACGCUCCAUGUUUUUGAACAACACUUCGACCUAUAUCUCCAGGAUGAACUUGAUUUCUUUACGCAACACGCGGAGCGAGAAGUAAACAAUUGGGACCAGCGUCUGUCGGAGCAGGAUCUCACGGCUGAGUCUUUCUAUAUGAGCAAUUUCAACAGGAGGGCCGAUAAGAACGACUUUCUCAGCUCGUUCAGGAAGGUCGUCAUGAUGCCCGUCACAGUUUUGCCGUUUGGUGGUUCUACGAAACCGGCUUCGGCACCCAAUAAUAGAAGUAGUGUCCCGCCUGGGGCCUUGUCAGUCCCUGGAUCUCGUCCAGAGACACCAGGCCUGAGUAACCCGUUAGAACGAAAAUCGAGCCCCUUACCCCCGGAAGCACCAACUGAUGAACUCAAAGCGAAGGCCGCCUUGAUGGCAAGCCGACUGGAAGGCAUCAAGACGCUAUGUAGUAUCGAAGUUGCACUUGAUCUUGUGCAUGCCGCCAAAGUCAGCCUGGGACGAGCAGCAAUGUUUGUGACCCUGGGCGGGCAGGCCGGCGGAGAAGCCAAAGAGCAAUGCGAGGCUAUCUUUGUUUCUUUACUCAAGACUUUGGGUCAAACACACGUCAAGUAUGGCUUCAUCAAGGCUGUGGAGCACUUGUCCCUCUACAACCCCAGGGAGGUCAGCGACCACGGCCAAGCUGGUGUGGCGCCAUUAGUCACUUUCAUCGAGCUUGUCAAUCUGGGCGAUCUCAUAUCUCAAAUGAUUGAGGUCUUCUACGAGCAGCAGCUUGCUCAACCAAAAAUCGCAGAUCGCAACGACUUCCUCGACCCCGCUGGCCUCGCAAAGAAGAAGUUUGAACAGAUGUUGGACGAAAGCGUCGCAGCAGGCCUAAAUAAAGGUAUCGAUGUGCUCAUGGAUGAGGUAGAGUAUCUCUGUGCCACAACACAACUACCAACAGACUAUAAUCCAGCUCCACCGUCGGAAGAGAAGGGUGGGAUAGUUCGAGAUUUCGACAUCGGACCAACCCAAACCGCGAAGCGUAUCGUGGAACUCGUCUCGUCGCAUACGAACAUGCUUGUCGGUAGUACCGAGAAGACCAUGCUUGACGUAUUCAACGGCGAGGUUGGCUUGCGUCUGUUCACCGCAAUCUGUAAACACCUCAAGAGGCAGCGUAUCAGCACUGAAGGAGCGAUCAAGUUAAUCGCAGACAUGAACCUAUACUUUGAAUAUAUCCGCACCCUCAGGAAUCAAGAUCUACUGGCAUACUUCAAGGCGCUUAGAGAACUCAGCCAGAUCUACCUCAUCGACAGCAAGCAUGCGAAAGAAAUGGCAACUGUCAUCGCGGACGGUGAUAAAUUCGGUGGUAUUUUCAGGGCCGAGGAGGUUUACGAAUAUGCUCAGCGCAGAGCCGAUUGGUACCAAAUCAAGCGGGAUGUCGAAAGAGCCAUGUAUGGCCUGGAAUGUAGCAUCAUGUGAGACGAAUUCAUGAUCAAUACGAAACAUAGUUGAAGAUGCAGAGUCGGGGCCUUAAGUCCCCACAUAUGAUUCAAAAUUUUAUUGCGCACCUUCAACACGACAUGAGGAAAACAUAUUACUCAUACCAAAGACAGGCAUAUACGCACUUGGUGUCAUGUCUGCUUUAGUUCUGGACCAAUCUAAUUUCACUCGGUUGUCAGUCUGGAUGCGAGCGCCUGCUCCGUGACUGCCGCGUCUUGAAGCAUAGCAUCGUUCAGUGAUGUCUGCCGAGUUAUAAAAUGAUGAAAUCGGAACUGCACGGGGAAGACGAGCUCGAGCUUCCUGGAGGGGGCGAGUGUGCUCUUCCGAGUGCUCCCGGGACAUAGAUUCCGGCUCGGGGACCGGCCAAAGUCGAAGACAAUGUUGGUUCUCACGUACAACA